This is a messenger RNA of Triticum aestivum (bread wheat), 3123 nucleotides long. RefSeq lists its product as uncharacterized. The record is from RefSeq and is a predicted model, not a curated record. NCBI's taxonomy places the organism in Eukaryota, Viridiplantae, Streptophyta, Magnoliopsida, Poales, Poaceae. The coding region runs from base 507 to 2786 and encodes 759 amino acids. Gene Ontology annotation, cellular component: nucleus. The transcript has 2 exons. Gene Ontology annotation, molecular function: zinc ion binding; nucleic acid binding.
UAUUAACUGCAAAUGAAGUAAUGGCGGAACCAUCUUGCUCUCGGUUCUGCUGGGUUCAGAUGCCUGCGACUACUGUUGUGAUUCCGUGCCAAGAACCCCAAUAUCUGCGCGUUGGUUUUUUAGAAAUCGAAAAUAUGGCCCCAGUUUCUUUCGUGUAGAACAGUAGAUUGGAGUUUGUUACGAUUUUCGUUUGUUUCUCGAAAGGAAGGAGUUUCGGAUCUGUCCGUGGGGGCAGAAGAUACCAGAACUGGAGAAGAACCCGCACAUCACAACCUCUUCAUCUUUGCCCCAGACAAGUCUCGCAAACAUGCCCCCUCUUCCAUGGGCAGACCUAAGUCCAUCCUAGCAGAUUCCAAAUCACAUGCAGAUUUUUCUUUUUCUUCUCUAAUACCCCGAUUUAGUAGAAUUUUUGUUCACGAGGAGUUGGAAUUUUGGUCACGCGGACCAUCUAAUUAAUUGCUGCACAAUGCCCUGGUGCAGGGGAGGAGGAGGAGCCGACGACGGUGAUGAGGGAUGCGCUGCUCUCGCAGCUCCACAUGGACCGCCUUCGCCAGGAGAUCAUCGUGGCCGAGCUGGCCAAGAUGGAGCGCGCCAAUGCCCUGCGCGCCGUGGCCGGUGGCCACCAGGCCACCUCGAUGCCAUUGGACGGCGUGGCCGCAGCAGAAGCUGUACGGUCUAAGCCGUGUCCGUUCAGUGCGGAGCAGCUCAUGGCCCUGCGCGCCGCCACGCCGAUGCCAUUGCUCGGCCUGGCCGCCACAGAUGCUGGACGAUAUGGGCCUUUGCCGUUCAAUAGCGAGCAGCCCAUGGCCCUACGCGCUAUUGCCGGUGGGCAACAGACUACACCGAUGCCAUUGCACAGUGUGGCCGCCGCGGAUGCUAGACGGUCUACGCCGUGGCCGUUCAGUGACGAGCAGCCCAUGGCCCUGCGCGCCGCCGCCGGUGGCCAACAGACCACGCCGAUGCCAUUGCGCGGCGUGGCUGCCACAGAUGAUGGACGGUCUAAGCCGUGGCCGUUAAGCAUCGAGCAGCUCAUGGCCCUGCGUGCUGCGGCCGGUAGCAGCCAGGCCACGCCGAUGCCAUGGCACGGCGUGGCCGCCACAGACGCUGGACUGUCUAAGCCAUGGCCGUUCAGCUCCGAGCAGCCCGUGUCCCUGCUUGCUGCCGCCGGUGGCCACCAGACCACCCCGAUGUCAUUGCACGGCGUGGGCGCCGCAGAUGCUGGACCGUCUAAGCCGUCGCCGUUCAGUGUCCAGCAGCUCAUGGCCCUGCACGCUGCGGCCGAUAGCGACCAGGCCACUCCAAUGCCGAUGUACGGCACGGCUGCCGCAGAUGAUGGACGGUCUAAACCAUGGCCGUUCAGUGCAGAGCAGCCCAUGGCCCUGCUUACUGCGGCCGGUGGCCACCAGACCACCCCGAUGUCAUUGCACGGCAUGGCCACCGCAGAUGCUGGACUGUCUAAGCCGUCGCCGUUCAGUGUCCAGCAGCUCAUGCCCCUGUGCGCUGCGGCUGGUAGCCACCAGGCCACGCAGAUGCCAUUGCACGGCGUGGAUGCCGCAGAUGCUGGAUGGUCUAAGCCGUUGCCGUUCAGUGCCGAGCAGCCCAUGGCCCUGCGCUCUGCAGCUGGUGACCACCAGGCCAUGCCGAUGCCAUUGCACGGAGCGGCUGCGGCUGCGGCUGCAACUGAUGCUGGACGGUCUAAGCCGUGUCCGUUAAGCGCCGAGAAGCUCAUGUCUCUACAGAAUGCAGAGUUUGAUGAGCAUAAACUGCCUGACUCCAAUAAGGCUGUUCCGCCGAGUAAGACGUCGCUUCCGGGGAAGUCGGAACUAACAGGAAUAACCAUUCCAGUUAAGAAGCUCAAACCACCCAAGAAAUGGAACUGCACCGUCUGCCAGGUGCAAGCGACCUGUGAGAAGAACUUACAGAUGCAUUAUGCUGAGCAGAAGCACUUGGCAAAUGUAGCAACACUGGGCCCAGGAACCAAGCCAAGUGAUCAGAAGGCGAAAGCAGCAGCAACAGCAGCGGCGGCACAACCUUCUCUUGGCACAGAGCAGAGGAAAACAUCCUCGAUAAACUGGAGUUGCAGUACCUGCCAGGCCCACGGUACAUCCAAAUCGACAUUCGAUGCGCACCUCCAAGGCAAAAGACACCAGCAGAACAUCGCAGAAGCAUCCGUAGAAGGCGAUGGCGAUGGCAAUGGCAAUGGCGCACCGAAGAACGCUGCGGCGGCGGUGGAAGCAAAAUCGGAUGGCAUCACCGUGCCGAAGCGUUCAGAGAAGCCAUCACCGGUCUGGAGCUGCAGCAUUUGCCAAACUACAUGCACCUGCGAAACAGACUUGAAGAACCACCUGAAGGGCGCAAGACACCGAGAAAAGGUCCAGUCCCUGCUUGAAGAGAGCAAGAACAUGGCAAGGAAUCCUGAGAGAAACUUGAAGAAAAACAAUGCACCACAAAUGGCCAAGAAUCAAGGACCACACCCGGCAUGGAACUGCGGAAUGUGCCAGGCCAAAUGUUUCUCCAAAUCUCAGUUUGAGAAUCAUUGCAGUGGCAGCAGGCACCAGCAGAAGAUCGAGGCGAUACUCGGCAAACGCGAGACCGCGAAAGCGAGCAGCUCGAGCACUGCAAAUGAACUAGCUUCGGACUGCAAGAACGCAAGCUCAGAGAAGGCAGAGAAGAAAGCUACGCUGUACUUCUGCGAGGUCUGCAAUUUGCUGUGUGGCAGCAGUGAGAUGCUGGUAAGCCAUCGUUAUGGGAAGAGGCACCGGGAAAAGCUCAGGGCAAGGAAAUGACGUGCGUUUUGUGCGUCUGCAAAGGAAUUGUGGCUUUUGUAGGAAAGGCUGCGAAACACGACUCUUGCUGUGCACUUGAACUAUGUGAUGGCUUUGUAGGAACUGGGUUCAAUCGCAGCUGUUUUCAGUUGCAAAUGAUCAUUCGUUUCGGGGCCCAACUUUCAACAAACUGGGCUGGUUUUUGCUCGACUGCAUGGGUUAGCUUUCUAUGGUUGUCACACGCAUGUCACGAACACAUGGCAACUCAGAAUGUUUUUUAGACAAGUUUAGUGACGCAAAGAUGGUAACUUUAGUUGCCAAGCAUAUCAACUUUCUUUUUGGAUGGCAAGUUUCAAUU